Molecule: messenger RNA, 3784 nt
Organism: Thamnophis elegans (Western terrestrial garter snake)
Lineage: Eukaryota; Metazoa; Chordata; Lepidosauria; Squamata; Natricidae
Product: von Willebrand factor A domain-containing protein 1-like
Exons: 6
Coding region: 340-1839 (499 amino acids)
Molecular function (GO): protein binding
Source: RefSeq, a predicted model, not a curated record
UUCAUGACUUGGGAGAGAGAGAAAGAGAGAGAGAGAGACACAGAGAGAGAGAGAGAGACAGAGAGAGGGAGGGAAAUUAAAAAAAAACAGAGAAGGACAGAAAAGUAAGUUGCAAAGAUUUCGCAACCCUGCGGGGAGGGGAGAAAUAUGUAUAUGUUUCAACGCUGGGGAGGGUAACUCUGUCAAGGCCAGGGUAGGAUAAAAGCACCAGCUCUCGCUCUCCUGCUGCGAGACAUCAGAAUAUGCCUGAGUCGGGACACAGGCUUGGCCUCCUCACCCAUGCCAAGGCGUUGGGUUUAAGGUAGCCGCUGCCCAUCAGGAAUCCAGAGAGGACUUGCUAUGAGUUUCCCAGUCGCGUGGCUUCGGAUUCUCUGCCUACUGGGGGGUGCCCUGGCCCAGAGGCCUCCGAGAGGUCUUCAACCCACCCUUCCUGAUUUGGAGGGGGAUCUCCUCUUCCUGUUGGACAGCUCCGGCAGCGUCUCCUCCUACGAAUUCUCCCGGAUCAAGGAGUUCAUUGCUGAGCUGCUUCUCCCGUUCGCCUUUGGGCCUCGCGAUGUCCAGACCGGCAUCGUCCACAUCAGUACCACGCCCAUCCUGGAGUUCCCCUUUGACCAGCAUUCCUCCACCGACGCCGUCCAGCAUGCCAUCCGCAACAUCCAGCAGAGGAUGGGGGACACCAAUACCGGCCAAACCAUUUCCUUCGCCAAGGAGAAGCUCUUCACGGCCGAAGCGGGGGCCCGCCCCAACGUCCCCAAAGUGCUGGUGUGGGUGACGGAUGGCUUCUCCAAGGAUGACGCGGCCCAGCCCAUGCAGCUUCUGAAAGACAUGGGGGUCACCGUCUUCAUCGUCAGCACGGGGAGGGGCAACUACUUGGAGCUCUCGGCUGCUGCCAGCCAACCGCCGGAGAAGCAUCUGCACUUUGUCGAUGUGGAUGACCUGGGCCUCAUCACCAAGGAGCUGCAGGACUCCAUCGCAGCCGUCAUCCAAGCCAAGCGUCUCAGAGCCACAGAUGUCUCCACUAGCAGUUUCCGCCUCACUUGGCCCCAGCUUCUGACGCAGGACACCGGCUACUACAUUUUGGAGUACGCCCCGAGUGGCGAACCCCGGCGGAAAGUAUCCAGACAACUCACUGGCGACCAUACCAGCAUUGUGGUGGCUCAGCUAGCCUCGCAAACCACCUAUGAGGUUGUCCUCAUCCCAGAAUCCAAUGAGAAAUACAUCCCGCCACAAACCACAAGGGUCACCACUCUGGAAGAUGUGGUCAGCCCAGCCCAGAUUCUUAUCUCGGAGUCCAAACCCCACAGCUUCCGGGUCAGCUGGUCUCCCAUCCUCGAGAGCGUGGCCGCCUAUCAAGUCAUGUACGGCCCCCUGAACGACAACUUGGUCCAGCUGCAAGAGGUGGACGGGAGGCUCAAUAGCACCGUCCUGGAAAACCUCCUGGCCAACACCAGCUACUUGGUGACGGUCUCCGCCAUUUAUAAGUCUGGCAAGGAGAAAGCCCUCUCAGCCAAAGCCUGCACACGGGAAGACUACUACAAAAUAAAGCACCUCCAUUUUGAAGAUCUGAGCCCCAGCUCUGUAAAGGCCUCCUGGGAUUCAGCAGGAGGAGAUGUGUUGGGGUACCGUGUUCGGUGUCGGCGGCAAGCUGGCCCUUCAACCCUCCUCAGCGUCUCAUCACAGAUCCACAGCGUUCUGCUGUCAGACCUGACCCCUGGCAGCAACAACAAAGUGUGUGUGAAGCCUGUCUACAGAACCCAUCCUGGGAAAGGACUGUGUCGAAUGGUCCAUCGGCAGCCUGCUUCAGCCGCAGGUAGCUACAGGCGCCGGAAGAAAGCGUGAGAAUUUGUGAACUAAGUUUUUGUGGGUCAGAAGACAAGGACACAGCCUGGGACAAAGUUAUCAGGACCCCCGGAAGAGGGAGGCUACAGCCCCAAGUCUUUUUAACCUCUGGCUACCCUGUUCUCUUUUGCAACUGACUUGCCUACAAAAGCCCCCCCCCCCCCCCCCCCCAAUUUGGCUCGGUUACAGAAAACAGCUUCACAGGGAUAUUGGAUGUUGCUAGGGGGGAAAAAAAGACUUUUUGCUCACGGAAUUUCCUUUCCUUUCCUUGGAAUGGCAGCGAAAGACUCAAGUCCAGCUUCUUUUGCAUUGUUAUUUAUUUGUGUUUUGUAUGAAAUGGGAGGAGAAUAAGCAAAAGAUCUUGGUUCCUUUCUCACCUGCAAGUGAGACCCUUCACCUUCUAAUCUGCAUUCUGAAUUCUAAGAACUGUCCUUCUGCUUCAAAAGUGAUUGCAGUUUGGUUGGGAUGGGUGUGUGUGUGUGGGGGGGGGGAAUUAGAAGCACAAGGCAGAUCCCAAAUGAUUCCUUGGUUAUUGUCCAAGGUGGUGGCCCAAAAUCUGUUGAACACUGUUGUCAUUGAAUGAAGCACCUAUAAUAGAAUUCCAAAGAUUUCCUUGAGACGGAGGGAGAACGGAGAGCAAAGCCAAGGAUAUUUCCUGUUUUAUUUAUGCACAUUUGCUCUGUCCUUGGAAGCAAAUAGUUAAAGACUGCCAAGAUGUAAAACUCUUCUUCAGGCUCACGUUAACCUUUGAGUUGUGGGGCCAGGAUCCACAUUCCAAGAAAUUAGGUGGAUUAGGACCACGGGCUUGGCAAUGGCAGGACAUAAUAUGUGACUGAAUAAAAUCGACAGAUACAGUUACUGAACAGUAAACUAAUAGGCCAAUGAACUUGCUUCAUCCCAGUCUAUUUUGGGUGGCAUCAAAAAUAAUUUUUUUGGGAGGGGAGAGAAUGCAACCAUUUAGAGAAGUAAAGUGAAGCACCCCCGCCAUAGAUACUAGAGACAAUUACCUGGUAAAGAGAGAUAAAGAUAGAUAUCAAAGGGUAGCUGUGGUGCUCAGAACAUCUUUGGCAACAAGGUAAUGUAUAUUGUUCAAAUGUAGAGAGGGAGCAUUACACGUGGCUGGGUCCAUCGGUGAAUUGAACAGUGGCCUAUGCAAAAGAAAUAUUGCACUUUUCUGGAAAUGUGAGAGGUGGCUGGGCUGCCUCACACCCGAGACCAUCCAGCAAAAUCACAUGCACAGUUCAGAAGACACAACCUGAAGCACUUUUUUAUGUAAAGUGAUGGGUGCCGGAGACGCUGUUCCCUAGCCGUGUCGGCCCUUUGGGGGCCAGUAGUUUGCAAAUGACCAUAACCUGACCAGUUUAUACAGCACUGCCAGACAAUUGGAGCUUAGGGCCAGGAUAAUACAGUAUUAUCCUGACCAUCCUGGGAGGCGGACUCCAAUGGAUUUGUGGAGCAGCUAGCUGGAGAUGGUGAACCUAAAAUAUACAACCAGAAAAUCUCUACCAUAAAUCACUGCAUCUUGGAUCACCAGCUCCUCAGGAUGAAGUUCAGCCGAAAUGCUUAUUUUCCACGCAUGUUUUGUUUAACUGUUUCAUUGUGGGAGCCUCCAUCUGCAUGAGAAUUGAAUUAGCCCAGACAACAGUGAAAUUUCUCAGCCCAAACUAGUUAACAGGAAGACAGGUGUUUGUUUGUUUUUUAAAAAAGGGACAAUUGUAAUAAUGCAAGUAAUGUUGUGGCUUGUCGCUAGUUGUAAUGAAACCCGAAAAGCUUUCAUUCCUGCUUCAGAAUGUGCGCGUGACAGUUGGAAACCAUUUCAUUUUCUCCAUAAUUCUUUCAUGUACCGUUUUACUAAUGCAGUAGCCAUUCUCUCUCCUCAGCUUACUCCAGCAGCAACAUUGUCAUGUAUCCUUUGAAAUAAGGUGAAUUAAACAGAGAACAAACG